AUGCCAGUGGAAGUUAUUGUCGCAGGUUUACCUCGAUCUGGUACAUUAUCAAUGUGUGAGGCUCUUACUCGAUUAGGCUAUCACAAGACUAUGCAUAUGGCGAAAUUAAUUGUAAAUCCCACUCAAAUGGCUGUUUGGACAGAAAUCUAUGGAAAACAUUUGGAAAAAACAUGGACUAACCAUGAUUGGCGGCAGAUGUUCAAUCAACAAUUUCCAGAAUAUGUCGCAGUAACUGAUGCACCAUUUUGUGAUUUUGCAGUUGAAAUUGCUCAAGCCUAUCCUGAAGCCAAAGUUCGACAUGUUCCUUAG
Rotaria sordida is the source of this 309-nucleotide messenger RNA. NCBI's taxonomy places the organism in Eukaryota, Metazoa, Rotifera, Eurotatoria, Philodinida, Philodinidae. The record is from the annotation of a GenBank genome assembly.